Sungouiella intermedia is the source of this 1629-nucleotide messenger RNA. The record is from the annotation of a GenBank genome assembly. Lineage: Eukaryota; Fungi; Ascomycota; Pichiomycetes; Serinales; Metschnikowiaceae.
AUGUCUAUUCACUCUGUCGUCGAGGACGAAGACAUUAGAAGAGUUCCCAUCCCAGAUGAGGUCUACAACUAUAAGAUUGUGCUUUUGGCCAUCACCGCCGCAUCGGCUGCCAUCAUUAUUGGUUACGAUGCUGGUUUCAUUGGAGGAACUGUUUCGCUUGCAUCGUUCCAGAAAGAGUUUGGCUUGGAUAAAAUGUCCACUAGUGAGAAGCACGAUGUCGAGGCCAACGUCGUGUCUGUUUUCCAGGCCGGUGCCUACUUCGGAUGUCUUUUCUUCUACCCUGUGGGUGAGCUCAUUGGUAGAAAAUUCGGUUUGAUUGUGUCUGGUUUCCUUUUGACUUUUGGUGCUGCUAUCUCCCUUGUUGCUAACGGUGACAGAGGUCUUGGUGCUAUUUAUGCUGGCCGUGUAUUGACUGGUCUUGGUAUUGGUGGCUGUUCUGGUUUGGCUCCUAUCUAUGUUUCUGAGAUCUCGCCUGCUGCCAUUAGAGGUAAGUUGGUCGGCUGCUGGGAAGUGUCUUGGCAAGUCGGUGGUAUCGUCGGAUAUUGGAUCAACUACGGAGUUUUGCAGAACAUCCCAAACAGCACAAAGCAAUGGCUCAUUCCUUUCGCUCUUCAGUUGGUUCCUUCUGGUGUUUUCUGGGCUUUGUGUUUUUUGUUGCCUGAAUCUCCUCGUCUUCUUGUCAGUAAAGGUCAGAUCGACAAGGCUAGAAAGAACUUGGCUUACUUGAGAAACUUGCCUGAGGACCACCCAUACUCUCUCCACGAAAUGGAGAACAUCUGCAAGUCCAUCGAGGACAACUUCAACGAGACCGGUAGAGGAUUCUUUGCUCCAAUCAAGGCUUUGUUCACCAGCAAGAAGUUGUUGUACAGACUUUUGUUGUCCACUUCUUUGUUCAUGAUGCAGAACGGUUUCGGUAUCAACGCUAUCACCUACUACUCUCCAACCAUUUUCAAGUCUCUUGGUGUCAAGGGUCCCAACGCUGGUUUACUUUCCACUGGUAUCUUCGGUAUUUUGAAGGGUGUUGCUUCUGUUUUCUGGGUUUUCUUCCUCGUUGACACUUUGGGUCGUCGUGUCUGUCUUUGCUUCAUUGCUAUUCCAUGUUCGCUCUGUAUGUGGUACAUUGGUGCCUACGUCAAGGUGGUCGACCCUACUGCCAAGCUUGCCAGCGGUAAUCUCGAGACCACAUCUGCCGGUACUGCCGCCAAGGCCAUGAUCUACCUUUGGACCAUUUUCUACGGUUGCACCUGGAACGGUACUCCAUGGGUUAUCUGUGCUGAGAUCUUCCCACAGUCUGUUAGAACCGUUGCUCAGGCCGUCAAUGCUUCCUCCAACUGGUUCUGGGCAUUCAUGAUUGGUCACUUCACUGGUCAGGCUCUUGAUAAGAUUGGUUACGGUUAUUACUUCUUGUUUGCUACCUGCUCUUUGGUUUUCCCAAUCGUCGUUUGGUUCGUCUACCCAGAAACCAAGAACAUUCCAUUGGAGGCCAUCGACUACUUGUUCGAGGUGCCAGCUUGGAGAGCACACAAGUACGCUCUUGAGAAGUACGAGGUUGAGUUCAACAAUGGAACUUUCCACCACGCCGAUGAGGUCCAACAGCUGGUUGAACUGGACGCUGUUGAGAAGCUCUAA